UCGAGCGAGCGGCAUUUGGAACAAUUAUAUUAAUUGCUUGUUGAUUUUAUUAAAUAAAGUGUGUUAAAAUCUGCCUCAAAAUGGCUACAAAGGUUGCGGCUCAUUACAUAUCAGAGAAGGUUUCCAAAGUGCGCUGGCUGCCCGAGAAGCUGCAGCAAAGCGAGCGCUUUGUUACCGGCAGCUGGGACAUGGACAACAAUUUUGUGCGCGUGUGGCGCCUGCACUCAAACACUUACGCCCAGAAUAUUGAUCAUAUCCCAAGAUGCACUGACAAAGUGUCGAUGGAGGGUGAUGUGACUGGCUUAGAGUUUGUAUCUAAUGACACUUUGGCUGUGAGCUGUGCUGACGGCCAUCUCAGCAUACUAAAUGUUCAACGUGCAGUUGAAGAAGAUCAAAUAGAACGUACAGCACGCAGUGAUCGCCUCCAUGAAUUUAAAUGCAGUAAUACAAGCGCUCCUUGCACAGCAAUUGCCGUAUACGGCACCGACGUAGCCACCGUGGGUGAAGACGGUUGUGUUAAUGUGUUGAAUGCCAACAAUUUAAAGCAGGUAAAGCGCACCAUCGAUGCGGACAGUAUGUCCCUUUUGGCCGUAUCCUAUGUCAGCCAACACCAGCUGGUGACGGCCAACCGAAUGGGUGUCAUUAGAAUGUUCGAUACACGAAUUAGCAGCGAAGGGCAACCCAAAAUUGCAUUCAUGGCUGCUUGCCAGGAUGCGAAGAGCUCCAACUAUGUUUCCGCGAUGGCCACACAUCCAAUGCAACAACACAUUCUCAUAUGCGGCAGCGAGGAAGGCUCUAUUACCGUGUGGGACAUGCGUAAUUUAGAGUUCCCAGCCUCGUAUCUCAGUGCACACAGCAGUCCCAUCACCGACAUUGGAUUCCACCGCCAAGAUCCUUCGAAGCUGUUUACCGCUGCAGAAGCAGGCGAAGUUUGGAUGUGGUCCGAAAACAAAACGCACAUCGAUCCAGCCCAGCAGGAUGGCAAGAAUGCCUGGUUAAGCGGGGAUCGGGUGCGAGCAUUAGUAAAUGUUGACGGCGUGCUGACCAACAUUCGUAAAGCGGUGAAUUCAUUUGAUGUGCAUGGCUCACGACUGGUCUGUGGAAGCGACACAGAAGCCGUAUACAUUGUGGAUGAUAUUCUUUAAAAUCAUUAUAAAUUUCUGUCGCAUUUACAAAUAAAUUUUAUACACAUAAUAGAUGUUUCC
Drosophila innubila is the source of this 1205-nucleotide messenger RNA. It is a transcript of the gene Nup43, whose product is annotated as nucleoporin Nup43. Bases 81 to 1145 code for a protein of 354 amino acids. The record is from RefSeq and is a predicted model, not a curated record. Lineage: Eukaryota; Metazoa; Arthropoda; Insecta; Diptera; Drosophilidae. Gene Ontology annotation, cellular component: nuclear pore outer ring. The transcript is spliced from 2 exons. Gene Ontology annotation, molecular function: protein binding.